This is a messenger RNA of Bolinopsis microptera, 696 nucleotides long. RefSeq names its product ankyrin repeat domain-containing protein 40-like. The transcript has 4 exons. Bases 1 to 696 code for a protein of 231 amino acids. NCBI's taxonomy places the organism in Eukaryota, Metazoa, Ctenophora, Tentaculata, Lobata, Bolinopsidae. The record is from RefSeq and is a predicted model, not a curated record. Gene Ontology annotation, molecular function: protein binding.
AUGACCAUAAAAAGUCGGCUUGAUGAUAAAGACGAAGGGACCAGCAAGAUGAGGAAUAUUAUUAUGAAAAUACGUAUAAUUGACGAGGAGCUGAGAGAAGCUUGUGCUACCGGAGAUGAAGCUAAAGCGCAGAUAUUGAUCGGGCAGGGAGCUAAUGUUAACUCUAGUAACAAGGUUAACGGAUGGACUGCUCUUCAUUGGGCAGCUUAUCGGGGUCACAGGGGUCUGGUAAUGUUCCUGCUGAACAAGGGAGCUGACCCCACUGUUCAGAACGUUAAAGGAGAGACUGUAAUGUCGCUGCUUGCUAAUUACAGCCUGGAUCUACUCGAGGGAAAUGAAGUUGAAGAAGGAAAGCAGUACCCUCUGCCCACUCAACAAGAAACUCUCAGCUCCCUCCCCAUCAUGCCCAACUACAUCAGGAACCCCAUGUUCCCUUACAACACCAAAAAAGACACCCACAGCAUGAUGACCCCAGUACCAGUCACCUCUCACCCUCCCCCGGGCCUACCUAAAGGAGCUCCCUCGGUCCUUCCAGCUCCAGUACCCCAACCUCCCAGACCCGUGUUGGUGCAGGUACCCCCACCCCAGGGCACUGGAGGGAGGAGUAACAGUGCUAGUCCUCAACUACCCUCCGCAAGCAAACCCUCUAAACAGGAGCAGCAGGAGGUGGAGGCAGACAGUAAACAAGGUAUAUGA